GAAAAUACAAAGGGAGGCUGGCCCCUGAGGGAAAAGAUUAGGAAGGAGGGACGGGAAGGGAGGGAGAGAUGGGAGGCAGUGGGGGUCAGGGAGAAGUGUGAAUUGUCGACCGAAGAAGAGACGGAGGAAUCCCGUCCCGCCCGAGGAAGUGGGGGAAGAGGAACUGGAAGCGGAGAAACGAAGAAAACUGGGAAGGUAGGGAGGGACGAACGAAGGGGAUUUCGGCGGAGGAGAGUGUAGGGGAGCAACCGGAGAACAAAAGAAAGAAAGCAAAGAGGGAAGCAGCGCAGGGCUGGAGGAGGUGAGACGAUGAGGAGGAUAGAAGGAAAGGUCCAUCUAAAUUUUUGAAAUUGAUGAAUCAAACGACGCAUCGUCAACAUCGUGCCAAGGCCUUGGAAGUGAGGUCAAAAAUUCCGAAGAGACGGGUCUGAGAGAGACAGAGAGAUAGAGAGGGAGAUUGGGCCGCGAUGUUCACUUUGAACGAAAUCUGGCACGGGCAGGAUCCUUCGGCGGAUUUUUGUAUAUAUCGAUCGAUUUGCAAUAUAAUGUGAGAUUUUUUUUUUCUCUCUGUUUCUUGUGGGAGAAUCAGGACUGAAGCAGGAUGGCAGUGUUAGCCUUGGAGUGCAAGUAUGUGACGGAAGAGUACGUGAAGGAGUGGAAGAGUAAUAACAGCGCUCGUAAGCUAUCCAUAGAAGUUCCACCUGCCCGCUUCGUGUACGAGCUCUGCUGGACUGUGAUAAGAGGGGAACUACCACAGUCGAAAUGUCGGCUGGCUUUGGAUGCAGUAGGGCUCACAGAUCACGCAGCGAAGGAGGAUACUUCUUCAGUUCUCGCAGACACUAUUGCCCACAUGGGACAAGAGCUUACACUCCCCGGAGAAUCUCGAACCCGUCUAAUAGAACUCGCAAAAUUGCUGGUGCAAAUAGACCUUGUACCAAUGAGACUCCUACAAGAACGUUGCGAGGCAGAAUUCUUGUGGGAAGCGGAAAUGAUCAGGAUCAAGGCAAAUGAGUUAAAAUCGAAAGAGGUCAGGGUAAACACAAGACUUCUUUAUCAACAAACCAAAUUCAAUUUGUUGCGGGAAGAAAGCGAGGGAUAUGCGAAGCUGUUGACUCUUCUCUGUCAACGAGGACCUGACGGUUUGACAAAGCAAACUUCUACGGCAGUUGUGAGCACAAUCAAGUCUCUGAUUGGACAUUUCGAUCUAGAUCCGAAUCGCGUCUUCGACAUAGUUCUUGAAUGUUUUGAGUUGCAGCCUGAUAAUUCCGCAUUUUUGGAGCUUAUACCUCUUUUCCCAAAGUCACAUACAUCACACAUUCUUGGUUUCAAGUUUCAAUACUAUCAGCGCACCGAGGUCGAAGAUCCAGUCCCGACUGGUUUGUACAGAUUAGCAGCGACUCUUAUAAAGGAAGACUUUAUCGACCUCGAUAGCAUUUACGCGCACCUUUUGCCGAAGGAUGAAGAUGCAUUGGAGCAGUAUGAAGAAAUAUCAAAGAGACGAAUAGACGAGGCAAACAAGAUUGGCAAAAUAAAUCUUGCUGCCACUGGAAAAGACUUGAUGGAAGAAGAAAAGCCUGGUGAUGUUACCAUCUACCUGUACGCUGCUUUGGAUAUGGAGACCGAAGCAGUCGCCGAACGUUCCAAAGAAUUGUUUACGAAUCAAAAACUGGGACUUUUGAAUGGAUUUCUUGUGGUUGACGAUUGGGCACAUGCUCACAUUCUCUUUGAACGCCUGGCUGCAUUGAACCCCGUCGCCCACCCACAAAUUUGUGAGGGUUUAUCCAGGGCUAUCGAGAAGGCAAUUGCUCCUUAUUAUGCAACUGUCAGACCAGGGUAUUUGUCGAAGUUAAAUUCUCGCGGGAAGGUCCAUGAAGCCGGGCCAAUUAGCGUAGACCCUAAAUUACUAACAAUGGGGUCAGCCUCGACAGCUUCAGAGCUCCAAAAAGAGUUCUUUCAAAUGCUUUCUUGUAUUGGUCCUUAUCUUCAUCGCGAUGUGUUGCUUCUACAGAAGGUUUGUCGAGUUUUGAAAGGCUACUACUCAUCUGCCCUGGCCGUAGUUAGUUCAAGUUCAAAUUCUCACGAUCCACAGGACCUCGACCGGAAAGAUGCGAAACUUGCCCUGAAGGAAGCCCGAUUUCGAGUGGAAGAAGCUUUGGGCUCAUGUCUGUUGCCUUCACUGCAGCUUCUUCCCGCCAAUCCAGCUGUUGGUAUAGAAAUAUGGGAUGUUAUGAGUCUAUUGCCAUACGAGGCACGAUAUCGUCUGUACGGUGAGUGGGAAAAGGAAGAUGAGCGGAUCCCGAUGGUCUUGGCAGCUCGUCAAACCGCAAAGCUAGACACAAGGCGCAUUUUGAAAAGGCUUGCGAAGGAGAACUUGAAGCAAUUAGGAAGGAUGGUGGCCAAGAUUGCACACGCUAACCCUAUGACUGUCCUUCGGACGAUCGUACACCAGAUUGAAGCAUAUAAGGAUAUGAUUGCACCUGUGGUGGAUGCUUUUAAGUACCUUACUCAACUGGAAUACGAUGUUUUAGAGUAUGUUGUGAUAGAGAGGCUGGCGCAAGGGGGCCGUGAAAAGCUGAAAGAGGAUGGACUUAAUGUGUCUGAUUGGUUACAGUCCCUUGCCUCUUUUUGGGGUCACCUAUGUAAAAAAUAUCCUUCAAUGGAGUUAAGAGGUCUUUUUCAAUACCUGGUAAAUCAGCUCAAGAAAGGGGAAGGAAUAGAGCUUGUACUUUUACAGGAAUUGAUACAGCAAAUGGCGAGUGUGGAGUAUACUGAAAACGUCACGGAGGAUCAGCUAGAGGCAAUGGCUGGAGGAGAGACUAUGCGCUUUCAAGCCACUGCAUUCGGCGUAACGAGGAAUAACAAGGCACUUAUGAAGUCGACAAACCGCUUGCGUGAUUCUUUAUUCUCCAAAGAUGAACCGAAGCUUGCGGUUCCCUUACUGCUCCUAAUUGCUCAACAGAGAACAAAUGUGGUGGUCAAUGCAAAUGCUCCUUACAUAAAGCUGGUUAGUGAGCAGUUCGACAGGUGUCAUGGCACUCUGCUCCAGUAUGUGGAAUUUCUUACCAGUGCCGUUUCGCCAGUUUCAGCGUAUGCACAGCUCAUUCCUCCACUGGAUGACCUUGUGCACAAGUACCACAUUGAACCAGAGGUAGCUUUUUUGAUAUACAGACCAGUGAUGCGGUUGUUUAAGCCCCAUAAGGGCUCCUCAACGUCGUGGCCGGCCGACACUUACAAAAGUCUUGUGCAAGUAGAUGGCAGUAAGGACAGUGGAGCAUCCAAGAUAUCGGUUGAUCUGGUGCUAGACUUGGGACCAAAUCGGAAAUCCCUGAGCUGGUCAGAUCUUCUGCAGACCGUGCAGACCAUCUUACCGCAGAAGGCAUGGCAGUCUCUUUCUCCGGAACUUUAUGCCACCUUUUGGGGGCUGACUUUACAUGAUCUAUACGUUCCGAAAAAGAGAUACGAAACAGAAAUGGCAAAACAGCGUGCAGCAUUGAAGAUUCUUGAAGAGAAUUCAGAUAGCUCACAUGCAGCCGUGGCGAAACGGAAGAAAGACAAGGAGAAGAUUCAAGAGAUUCUUGAUCGUCUAUCUGCUGAAAUGCAGAAACAAGAGCAAAACGUGACGACUGUCCAUCAGCGCUUAGUGAGGGAGAAAGACUCAUGGCUUACCUCAUGUCCAGACUUUCUCAAAACCAAUAUGGAGUUUUUGCAGAGAUGCAUUUUUCCAAGGUGUGUUUUCAGCAUGAUGGAUGCAGUGUACUGCGCUCGAUUUGUACACACAUUGCACUCCCUCGGAACCCCCUACUUCAACACCGUCAACCAUAUUGAUGUUCUGAUUUGUAAAACGUUACAACCCAUGAUAUCGUGCUGCACGGAGUAUGAAGCUGGUAGGCUUGGAAGGUUUCUGUGCGAAACUUUGAAAAUGGCAUACCACUGGAAGAAUGAGGAGUCAACAUAUGAACGGGAAUGCGGAAACAUGCCAGGUUUUGCCGUUCUUUACAGGGAUCCGAACAGUGCACGGGUGACCUUUCAGCAGUUUGUUCGGCAGAUUCACUGGAAAUGGAGUUCACGUCUGACAAAGUUAUUGGUUCAGUGCCUCGAAUCAUCUGACUACAUGGAGAUCCGGAAUGCCCUUACAGUUCUUACCAAACUGUCGAGUGUAUUUCCUGUUACCAAGAAGAGUGGAAUCAACCUUGAGAAAAGAGUCAGCAAGAUUAAAAGCGAUGAGAGGGAGGAUCUUAAAGUUCUAGCUAUUGGCGUAGCUGCCGCCUUGGCGCAUCGAAAGAAUUCGUGGGUAUCAGACGAUGAUUUUACAAUGGGUCUUCUCGAUAUUAGACCCCCGUCAUCCCCAGCAAAGGCUGCAGUUGGUGCCACGUCUUCUGGACUCGUCAACUCAGCUGCUGCGUCAGAGCCUUCAUCUACUGUAACUGUUGGAAAAAGCUCUGGGAAUCCCUCGGUGGACGCUGCAAUGGGUACUGAUAUGCCCAAUCCACCAAUAUUGCCACCAAUUCAAGCUGCAUCAGUUCCUGCUGUCGUGCGCCACGAAAACACCAGUGCACCACCAGUUAAGAGUGAGCAGCCUCGGGGACCCUCACCUGCUUCAAAGCCUUCUACUCAUAACUCAGUUUCUGAAGCAAAACCAGCAGUUGUGCAUCUAACAAGUGCUCCUCAAGCAUCUACGAGGACUUCCACAACUGCUCCAGGCAGAAACGGACCAGAAGUAGCUGCCCGCGCUGCUUCUGGACAUGUUGCGACCACAGGUGUGAAGGUGGAGGAACCUUCAACAAAGCAACCAGCGAAAUCUGUCACUGCUGACGCAGAGGCUGCGCGACCACCCAGGCGUCCCAGUCUGUCAGGCCCAGCAGGAACUGGUAGUGUUUCUAGCAGAUCUGCUAAAUCUGAAAGCCAAAGGGAUGAUACUACUCGUGCGGCACCAAGCAGCACGUCUGUACAAACCUCAGAGGCCUCUCGUGGCAAUGAGAACUCAGGAUCACGACAACGGCCGUCAAGUGCUGGCACCUCCAGUGUUGUGACAAAUGGUAGUGCUGGAACUACGCCUGCAAAAUCUUCCUCUGGUCGUGGGGUGGAACGUAGUUCCCAGGAGAGGGCGCGGACUUCGGGUGAUGCCUCGACCGUGAGGACAGAUUCUGGUCUGAAGAUGGAUUUAAGUGGUAUUAAGGUCUCUGAUACAAAGGGAAGUACAGAUAGAGAGCGGGAGCGGGAAAGGUCCGAGGUACAGGACGUGGUCGUUAGUCAGCAAUAUCGACCACCUUCAAAGUCUCCACGUCAAGAAGAUAACUCGGUGACUACGAAAAUUGUAGAAGAUUCAAGCAGCAAAGAGAGGCAAGGCAAAAGGACAGUUGGAUCUGAAGAAACAGUGGACAGGUUGAACAAGAGGAGGAAAAGUGAUGGGAUAGAGAAAACAUCUGAAGUUGGUGAGCCGCGAACGUCUGAACGCAGUGAUAGAGUUGAACAGAGGCCUGCUGAACGACCAAGAUCUGUAGAGCAUGACAGAGUAGGAUAUGAUGAUCGGCCCUUUGAGAGGCCCGGUGAAAGGUCAGAUCGAGGUAAGGAAAGAGGAGGGGAGAGGGUGGAUCGGGAGUACCGUGUAGCAGAACGAAUGAUGGAAAGAUCAGAGCGGGAGCGUGGAGAAGAGCAUACAGGUGAUAGGUUUAGAGAUAGGUCGAUUGAGAAGUUCACUAGGGAAAGAUCUGUAGAUAGAGGGUCUGAUAGAGUAAUGGAUAGGAAUUUUGACCGAGCUCCAGACAGGAUCAGGGAUGAUCGAGGCAAGGAUGAUCGUGGGAGACCGAGAUAUGUGGAUCCGCAGCCCGCAGAACCGCAACCUCAUCCUGAUGAUCGAUUUCCAAUGCAGAAUCUCCCACCCCCACCGCCACUGCCACCAAAUCUUGUACCUCUGACUGUUCACCCAGCACGAAGGGAAGAAGAAGUAGAUCGUAGAGGAAGGAAUCCUCCACGGCAGACGUCGUCACCCCGACGAGAAGAGAAGAAUGAGAAGAGGAGAACAGAAGAUGUAAAUUUGAUAUCUAUCGAGGAUCCCAAGAGAAGACGCGACGAAGAACUAAGAGAUCGCAAACGAGAAGAACGGGAUCUGCUUCAAUUGAAGGUAGAGAAAGAGAAAGAGCGUGAAAAGGAAAAAGCCUUUUUAGCUAAGGAAGAGGGAGAAGGUAGUGCCGCCUUAUCUAAGCGCAGGAGGUUAAAGCGCGACCAUAUUCCGUCGGCGGAACUCCAAGCUAAUUUUGGCCCUUCUCCACCACCUCCUGGGGUAAACGCUCAAGUUUAUGAAGGGCGAGAACGCGAUCGCAAAGUGGUUGCACGAAACGUCUACGUUGAAGAAGGCCCUUACGACAAUAAGGGUCCAGGUGGAGGAGUUGGAGGUGGCGGAGGAGGUGGAGGUCGGAUGCAUGGGAAGGAGACGAAAAUAGCUCGCCGGGAACACGAUCAAAUUUAUGAACGUGAGUGGGAGGAUGACAAACGACAGAGGGGAGAUAUGAAGCGACAUUCACAUUCCAGGAGGAAGUAGAACCAUUCUUGCUGUUGGGAGUCGUUCGUUUUUGUGUUAUUUUGGAAAGUGCAGGAACGGUGACUAGAUUUCUCGCCACUCUACAGAUGGCGGAUUAAGUUUCGCAUGUUCAUCGAACGGAUGGUCUUCGACCGUUUAGUAAAUGCAUGCCUAGCCUGUGAUGGAGGAAGUAUAAGUACCUGAGACGGAUCCUGAAACUGCAGUUCACAUACAGAUUGAGUUCAUAAUGCUACCUUUCAUUGCGUCAAAGGUAUGUGGUGGUCAUUGGCUAGCUCGACCAUCUAUACCCUCCUCUUUUGUGGAGCUUGUCUCAUAUAGGAAUGUCAUCUCUUGACAUCCCUAUGUCACCACUAUCAGGUUUCAACUUUUUGCGUAGUGUUAGGGAUCCCUUAGGGGUACUUGGCUCAGUUGAGAUCUAACCACGGACUAAGAAUAUGUACUUUAAUAUUCCAUCCCAUUGGGUUCCUUGAGUGCCAGAGGAAUUAUCUUGCAUGCUGGUAGAGAGGUCGCAGUUACCUCCCAACCAUUAGGUUAUGUAACAUAGAGUUAUCAUUUCAUUGUUGAGAAGUGGGGUGGAGCCGCUGUGCUUUCCCACUUGGAUAACACACAUUUAUCACCUUCUGCCACGAGAUGAUUGCGAUGGCAUCAAUUUUCUACAUCGGAUUUUUCAGUGGUAGGAGAAGCAGUGUCUUAGUUUUACCUUGAUUGCAAUGUCUGUUGUAUUUGUUUGAUUCUUUUCAUUGUUUGUGUCUAAUUGAACCUCCUGUACAACUGUGUGAGCUUGCUGUUGAUUGACGCUGAUGUAACGUGACUGAUCUUGAUGUGAACUUUCUUAUAUACACGAGGUCUGUCUAUUCGCUCAGAGACCACAGGACUGUGACUUGCGUGGUUUUGUGGCCUCUUGGAAAGAAAAAUACUGUGAUAGCAAAUCUGAAGUUCCCGAACCGAACGUAAACUCC
This is a messenger RNA of Marchantia polymorpha subsp. ruderalis, 7497 nucleotides long. The record is from the annotation of a GenBank genome assembly. NCBI's taxonomy places the organism in Eukaryota, Viridiplantae, Streptophyta, Marchantiopsida, Marchantiales, Marchantiaceae.